This is a messenger RNA of Hypoxylon trugodes, 1220 nucleotides long. RefSeq lists its product as uncharacterized. The coding region runs from base 103 to 969 and encodes 288 amino acids. The record is from RefSeq and is a predicted model, not a curated record. Gene Ontology annotation, cellular component: mitochondrion. The transcript has a single exon. Lineage: Eukaryota; Fungi; Ascomycota; Sordariomycetes; Xylariales; Hypoxylaceae.
UACCUAGGUAUUUAUAACAAUUGAUUGCACAGCUAUUUCUUUCUUGGCCUUUAAUUAGAGUUAUAGGACUACGAACAAACCGCUGAGGCGGCAACCUCGAAAAUGUCCGCCAGCCGCGCACCCUGGCGCUGGCAAGCCCGCCUCUUCUCGACCUUCCCCACGUCAACAACCACACCCUCACGACCUCCUCGCCUCUCUACCCUCUCCAACUCUCUCCUUCGCAGUCGCGUCCCCCGCCCGCGAAACCACCGUUUACAAUCCACCAAACCAACCCCCUCACCCGACCCCUCCACAACCCGGCAAACCCAACGCGCCGACGCAAUCCUCAACCGCGCAAGCCGCUGGGUCCCAAAACGCCUACACGCCCACCUCUCCCGACUACGGUCCGCUCCCUUCUCCCACGUCGCUGCCUUCCUAGUCCUACACGAAGCUACCGCGAUUCUACCCUUAUUCGGACUAGCAUACCUAUUCUACAGUAUGGAAUGGGUGCCCACAUCUUGGGUCCUAGGCCCCUGGGCGGCUUGGGCUGAGGAGGGGUUGAAGAGAUAUGCGCGCUGGUUUAGGAAGAGGGGGUGGUUUGGUAUGGGGGAGGAUGGCGGAAAGGAGGGGGAGGAGAAGUUGGAGGUUAGGUUGAGGGAGGAGGUUGAGAGGGAGAGGGUUAAGGAGGAAGAUGGGAAGGGGAGGGGGUGGUUUGGUUUUGGGAGGAAGGAGGAUACUGUUGUUAAUGGUGCUGGAAGUGAAGGUGGAGCGGAGGAGAGCAAGAGCGCUAAAGCUUGGGGAAAGGUUAAAAAAGCUGCCACUAUUGAUAAUACGGAGAAGGGGUAUAAAAUUGGUAUACAGAUCGCAGCUGCCUAUGCGAUUACGAAAAUGUUGUUUAUACCUAGGAUAGCAUUGAGCUUAUGGGCGACCCCUUGGCUAGCGAGAGGAUUGGUAGCUGUUAGGCGUUCGAUAUGGAAGAAACGCAGCUGAGAAUAUAAUAACCCCAAUGAAUUUCACAUCAUCGUAAGGCAUAAGCCAUAUCUUGUUUAUGAUUCUUGAUUUAUCAUAGUAUGCAGUUUUUGUUUGUACCUAUCACAUAACCCCAUAUCUUGUCCAGGCUAGGUAGAUCGAGGUGGGUAGUCUUAGGUCAUACGAAUAUUUGCAACCGUUUAGUCCGGCUUACUCGUAGAUCCACUUGGCCUGGGCGCUCUCCCAGCUGACGACGUCACCCUCCUGGAACC